Messenger RNA from Zychaea mexicana, 1767 nucleotides. RefSeq lists its product as uncharacterized. Bases 1 to 1767 code for a protein of 588 amino acids. The transcript is spliced from 2 exons. Lineage: Eukaryota; Fungi; Mucoromycota; Mucoromycetes; Mucorales; Lichtheimiaceae. The record is from RefSeq and is a predicted model, not a curated record.
AUGUAUAUAACGUACGAUCGACCGUACCGAUGGGAAAUUACAGACGAAAAUACAGAACCAUCUACCCAGCAACAAUGCCAUGAUAAUGCCGAGGAUGAUGAUGAUGAUCAGUCUGAUUCAAUGUCUCUCGAUGAUACAACACUACAAAACGGUAAUAUGCACACGAGCAGUUUCAGACCCACUUGGCUUGUACGUACGUCGGAUAUGAACAUUGUUCCCGGCUAUACAGUCAAUGGUCCAUACUAUACCCUGUCAUACUCGUGGAACCAGUCAGGCACCAUAACUAAAAUUGGGAGCGAAUACCACCGGGACGAUCUUGGCAAUCACAAGAUUAUAUACGAAGAGGAAGAAUCAGUACACGAGGAGGAAGAAGAAGACUACAUUGGGUAUCAUCAACACAUUCAACAACGGGAACGCCAGCAACGAGUGGUAUUGAAAGCGAGAUAUGUGAGCUUUGUACAGCUCAUCCAACAAUUGUGUGUGGAUUGCGACAUUGAUUACAUCUGGUAUGAUCAAUUAUGCAUCGACCAGAACGAUCCAAACGAAAAGAGACGCGAAAUGCAACACAUGGACCUGAUCUAUCGACACUCCUAUUGUACCGUGGCACUUGUACCGGAACUGCAUACUUGUGACGGACGGGCCAAUCUAUCAGCGAUUAUAAAUUCGGAAUGGGCAAACCGGAUGUGGACAUUGGAAGAAGCGUACAUGGCCAACCAGAUAUUGUUCAUCGGCACCAACGUUCACUUGUGGUCGCAUACAAUUGCUCAAUCAUCCACCUACAAAAGAGACACCACAUUAAUGUUCUUGCGCAGUAUUUGCGAUAAAUCCCAGCAACAACGACUUUGGAAUGCGGGUACCAUCUUGUGUCACGCGCACGCCAGAUCCAGCACCAGACCUCAUGACAAAAUAUUCGCACUUGCGAAAAUGUCAAGUCGCGACACCAUCACCAGCUCUUCUAAUGCCAUUAUUCGCUUUGACUACAAUCAGCCACUUUUGGAACUGAUCCUGCAGUUCUAUGAACUGUUAGCCCAAAAUGAUCCUACUAUACUAUGCUUUGGUGCACCUCUUUCCAAGAACAUUUUUCCGUCUGAAUCAUGGUUAAUAACACCGCAAUUAGAAGAAGAAGAGGACCAUCUGAAAAAUUUAGAUAGGCUACCAUCCUGGGCUGGUAUUCACGGUAAACAUCUUGCUCAACCGUGGGGCCAACACGACGAUACUGUUGGAAUCGCAUCAUCAGCAGCCCUAUUAGCAAGCAGUGGCUACAGCGUCGAGGGGGCACGCAUAUACCUCUACGACUGUUCAUACAUUCCUAUAAAGUUCACAAGCAUAUUACAAAAUUGGCAUGGAUCAUCAGACCAAGACGCCGCAUAUGACGACCGUACAAGUAAUAAUAACAGCUCAUCACUGGCAUUUGCUGCUACGGCCGAUAUCCUUCAAGCCCAUUUCGGAUCGCCCGCCUUUCCUGUUCAUGCCUGCGGGUUAAAAGUGACACACAGCAUUGUAUCAGAAUCAACAACAACUCGGCAUGUAUAUUUGUCGUUGGUCGGCGACGACGACUGUUUUCAAGAACACGCCAUUCUCUCGGGAAUUAGAAUUGGUUUGCAGCAGCAUUGCAAUACCGCGCGUGCCAUAGGCAUGCCUGUGGUUAGACAGAAUUAUCACGGAGAAAGUUGGAAAUCGGUUGGGUUGUGUAUUGUCAUCUAUAAUGUAAAUGUUUUGGAUCCAAUCAUUAAAGAGGCUGAAUUAAUGGAUUUUAUUAUUGAAUGA